GCAUGAGAUUUAAUGCUAAUUCAUAAUAUGUUAUUAGAGCAGAGGAAUGGUUUAAAAGAAUUUAUUUUUAUCCUUUCUCUGUGUGAAUAAUAUUAUUGGAGAACAUAAAAUACGUUAUUUGAGUUCUGCUAUUGGAGGAAUCGCGACUGAGUUACCAGCAGAAAGCUGAUUUUAGACAGGUCAAUAAUAAAUGGAAUAAACCUUUAUUAUUCGACUUUUCAAAGUUAUAAAGGGACGUGAGCCCCGUCUUUCUAUCCUUUCUUCUAGAAACUUGAACAUUUUCUAAUCAAGUUUCCAUCCGUAAUUUUAUUUAAUUAUGUUGAAAAUUUGCAAUUUAUGAUGGGAUUAAGGAAUAUAACGAACGUGUCUUUCUCUACUUUUAAACUUUCUACUCUUGGGAAGAAGUUUACUCAAUCUUAUCGAUCUUUACAAACUGUGAUAAAUAAUGAUCGCGGGAAGUUCGACGUUAUUGUUAUUGGUGGAGGUCAUGCUGGAACAGAAGCUUGUGCAGCUGCGGCGCGAAUGGGAGCAAAAACAUUGCUUGUCACGCAUAAGAAGAGCACAAUUGGAGAGAUGUCCUGCAAUCCGUCCUUCGGUGGAAUUGGAAAAGGGCAUCUGAUGAGAGAAGUAGAUGCACUAGAUGGGGUUUGUUGCAGAAUAUGCGAUUUAUCAGGAAUAUAUUACAAAGUUCUAAAUCGCAGUAAAGGACCAGCUGUUUGGGGCUUAAGGGCUCAGAUUGAUCGAAAGUUGUAUAAAGAAAACCUGCAGGCUGAGAUAUUCAAAACGCCGGGCUUAGAAAUUUGCGAAUCUUCCGUUGAAGACCUGAUAUUACUGGAGGAAUCCAAAUGUUGUGGAAUAAUUUUAAAGGAUGGUACAAAGAUAUUCAGUGAUGCAGUUGUGAUAACGACAGGAACGUUUCUUAAAGGCCAAAUUAAUAUCGGUUUGGAAACGAGGCCCGCUGGAAGAAUGGGUGAUGAGCCCAGUAUUGCUUUGGCAGAUACUUUAGAAAGAUUAGGGUUUCGAAUGGGAAGAUUGAAAACUGGAACUCCACCCAGGAUUGAGAAGUCAACGAUAGACUUCUCGAAAUGCACAGUGAAUCCUCCUGAUGAAUCUCCAACGCCAUUUUCGUUUAUGAACGAAAAAGUAUGGCUGGAACCAGAGAAGCAGUUGAAUUGUUACUUGACUUACACAAACGAGGCAGUCGGCAAAAUUAUCCAAGAUAAUUUGCAUUGUAAUUUACACGUGACGGAGGAAGUCACUGGGCCGAGAUAUUGUCCGAGUAUCGAAAGUAAAAUCCUGAGAUUUAAAAAAAGCAAACACCAAGUUUGGCUUGAACCGGAAGGACUCGAUUCGCCUUUAAUUUAUCCCCAAGGAUUGUCUUGUACAUUGCCGGAGGAUAAGCAGCGGGAGCUUAUUAGAUGCAUUCCUGGUUUGGAAAAUGCUGAAAUAGUAAGGCCAGGAUAUGGCGUAAACUACGACUUCAUAGAUCCUCGGGAACUGACCUCACAAUUAGAAACGAGAAAGGUAUCAAAUUUAUUCCUCGCUGGACAAAUUAACGGAACAACUGGAUACGAAGAAGCUGCAGCGCAAGGAAUAGUCGCAGGAACAAAUGCAGCUGCAAAAGUCUUGAUGAAACCCCCACUGGAAAUAAGUCGAAGCGAAGGUUACAUCGGAGUCUUGAUCGACGAUUUGACAACGCAAGGAGCGACCGAACCUUACAGAAUGUUCACAAGUAGAGCCGAAUUUCGAUUGACCUUACGACCUGAUAAUGCAGAUCAGAGGCUCACUGAAAAAGGAUUUCAGUCGGGCUGUGUCUCCAAAGAACGGUUUGAUAAAACUAAACGGAUGCAACAAAAUAUUAUUGAGUGCAUACAAUUGUUGAAGUCUAUUCACAAUCCGCGUAAGGAGUGGAGAAGGUUGUUUAGAAUCAAGAAAAUGACUACAACUUCACAGAAAAAUGCCUUUGAUUUGUUAGGUGUUUUGGAUUAUGGCGUGACGUUGGAUCAAUUUGUGGAAAAGAUGCCUGAGAUUUUCGGACGCUUCCAGGGAGAUUCUGUCCUCGCAAAGAGACUCAAGAUUGAAGCACUUUAUGCACGAGUUGCAGAGGAACAGAUGGCUGAUGUUAAAGAGCUGCGCAAAAAUGAGAAGAUGCAGAUACCGAAGGAUAUAGAUUACAGCUCAGAAUAUUUGCAUCUUUCCUCAGAAGAUAAAGAAAAACUUAUUGCUGCUCAACCUCAAACUAUUGCGGCAGCGAAUAAAAUUUCUGGCGUUACACCCUGUGCGAUAUGGAGGAUAGUGAAUUUCAUAAAACAGAACGAGAAUUUGUCUAGGGUUUCAUAGUUAGCUUAAUGACUGGAUUGUGACAAUGUAAAUAAAUAAGAGUCUCUUAUAUCCCUUUUAAUAAUGUAUAUACAUUUUUUAUAGAGUAAAGCAUAGAAACUAGAGCAGUUAAAAAAGAAAGAAGAGAUCAUUAUUUUCACGAUUUUUUACAUUAAUUUUUGAAAACGGUCCUGCGGCGGCGCUAGUAGUACCUUUGUUCUACAAAAUCAUGCAGUGCUAUAGAAAAAAUACAUCAAAAUUACAAUAUAAAUAUGAAAAACCUUUAAAAUAAUUUUUUCUUCAUAUUGCAGAGUCAGAUAGUAAACAAGACUUAUGUACUUACUUAUUAUUUUGUUUAAUAAAAGAAAAAGCGGCAUAAUUUACAUGAUUCAAACAACAA
Messenger RNA from Belonocnema kinseyi, 2719 nucleotides. Its product is annotated as protein MTO1 homolog, mitochondrial. The record is from RefSeq and is a predicted model, not a curated record. Gene Ontology annotation, cellular component: cytosol. Gene Ontology annotation, biological process: tRNA methylation; tRNA wobble uridine modification. Gene Ontology annotation, molecular function: flavin adenine dinucleotide binding. NCBI's taxonomy places the organism in Eukaryota, Metazoa, Arthropoda, Insecta, Hymenoptera, Cynipidae. The transcript has 11 exons. Bases 337 to 2340 code for a protein of 667 amino acids.